This is a messenger RNA of Ostreococcus lucimarinus CCE9901, 870 nucleotides long. RefSeq lists its product with no specific name. The coding region runs from base 1 to 870 and encodes 289 amino acids. The record is from RefSeq and is a predicted model, not a curated record. NCBI's taxonomy places the organism in Eukaryota, Viridiplantae, Chlorophyta, Mamiellophyceae, Mamiellales, Bathycoccaceae. Gene Ontology annotation, molecular function: riboflavin kinase activity. Gene Ontology annotation, biological process: FMN biosynthetic process; riboflavin biosynthetic process. The transcript has a single exon.
AUGCCGGGCGCGCGGCGUUUGUUGGAACAUCUGCGCGCGCGCGGCGUCCCGUUCGGCUUGGCGACGAGCACGCCGGCGACGUAUUUAAAGGAGAAGAUGCGCGGACACGAGGACGUGCUGGCGAUGAUGGAUUGCGUCGUUACGGGAUGCAUGGUGAAUCGAGGGAAACCCGAUCCGGAGAUAUUCGUCGCCGCGAGCGCGAAAUUGGGCGCGGAGGCGAGCGCGUGCGUGGUUUUGGAGGAUACGCCGGUGGGAUGCGAAGCGGCGCGGCGUGCGGGGUGUAAAACGAUUGCGAUUCCAUCGAUACGCGAUCGGAAGUGCUUCGAAGCGUGGAGCGAUGUGGUUCUGCACUCGUUGUACGACUUGGAGUUGGAAAAGUUUGGUCUGCCGGCGUUCGACGACUGGUUGCCGGUCGGCGACGGGAGCGCGGAUCGCGUGUUGCCGGUGCCGACGAUCGAGAUGCGAGGGCCGGUGGUGAAGGGAUUCGGUCGGGGAUCAACGCAGCUCGGGAUUCCGACGGCGAACUUGGACAUUGUGCCGUUGAAGCAUCAAGUCGACUCGCUCGCGCCGGGCAUUUAUCUAGGAUUCGCGUCGAUUCGAGGCGAGACGCACAAGAUGGUGAUGAGCAUAGGAUGGAAUCCGUACUUUGACAACUCGAAGAAGACGAUCGAGCCGUGGCUCCUGCAUGAAUUCGAAAGUGACUUUUACGGAGAAGAGCUCAGUCUCGUUGUCGUGGGGUACAUUCGCCCUGAGGCUGAUUUCACGACGCUAGAGGCGCUCGUUGAGCGCAUUCAUCGCGACGCUGAAGUCGCUCGCGUCGUGCUCGAACGGGAGCCUUUCGUGGGGAAGCGGCAGAUGUUGAUGCCUUGA